UAAUUCCCAUUCAACCCUUUCUUUUCAUUGCUCUUUAUAGAUUAGAUUUACUUUCCUCUAUUUUCAUCUCUCAUUCUGGUGUUAGCAGCAAUAUCCAUAGAAGAGAGUCAAAAACAAAGAAAAAAACAUGAAGCUAGAUGUGGGUAGCGGUGGCCAAGUUCUAGAUUUAGAGACCGCUGUUAAAGAUGGCAUUUUGGGUGACAGUGGUGGUGGCAGCUUAAUUUCCACAAGCCACAUGGAUAAAUUAGAUCUGAAGAAUAUAAUUAAAGAGCUCGAGUCAAUAGAGGUACCAUCUGUGUUUAUUUGUCCAAUCUCAUUGGAUACAAUGCUAGACCCAGUUACUCUUUGCACUGGCCAAACUUAUGAGAGAUCCAACAUCCUUAAAUGGUUCUCUCUUGGCCACUAUACUUGCCCUACUACAAUGCAAGAGCUCUGGGAUGACGUUGUUACUCCAAACAAGACUUUGCAGCAGUUGAUUUACAGUUGGUUUUCGCAGAAGUAUUUAGCUUUGAAGAAAAGAUCAGAGGAUGUGCAAGGAAGGGUUAUUGACGUUUUGGAUACUCUCAAGAAGGUUAAAGGCCAAGCUAGAGUGCAAGCUCUGAAAGAGCUUAGACAGCUCGUUGCCGCACAUUCAACUGCCAAAAAGGCAGUGUUAGAUAAUGGUGGAGUUGGAGUUUCCUCUGUUUGUAAUUUGUUGGGUCCUUUUACUAGUCAUGCUGUUGGGUCUGAGGUAGUUGGGAUUCUUGUGAAUUUGGAUUUGGAUGCUGCUUCCAGGGAGAACUUGAUGCAGCCUGCUAAGAUUUCUUUAGUGGUGGAUAUGUUAAAUGAGGGUUCGAUUGAGACCAAAAUUAAUUGUACGAAGUUGAUUGAAAUGUUGAUGGAAGGUAAGGAUUUUGAGUCUCAGAAUGUGUCAAGUUUGAGUCUUUUAGUUGGGUUGUUGAGGUUAGUUAAAGAUAAGAGAUACCCAGAUGGGGUAUUGGCUGGACUUGGUUUGUUAAGAAGUCUUUGUCUGCAUGAGUCUAUUAGGAGUCCAGUUGUUAGCAUUGGUGCAAUUCCUCAAUUAGUGGAGUUGCUGCCUACUUUGAAUAAUGAGUGUUUGGAAUUAGCCCUUUAUAUUCUAGAUGUUCUUUCAACUAUUCCAGAGGGAAAAUUGGCUUUGAAAGAUUGUGCUAAUACAAUACCUACAGUGGUCAAGUUAUUGAUGAAAGUAUCUGACAACUGCACUCAGCUUGGUUUAUCAGUACUGUGGGCAGUUUGCCAGCUUGCACCAGAAGAAUCUGCUGCACUUGCUGUGGAAGCAGGUUUAGCAGCAAAAUUGCUUCUUGUAAUACAGAGUGAUUGUAAUCCUGAGCUAAAGCAGAGAUCAUCUGAGCUCUUGAAAUUAUGUAGUCUAAAUUACACGGCCACUCUCUUCAUUUCCAAGUGUAAGCUUACUAGAACCAUACAAUGAAGUAAAAUGCCAAUUUGGUGACGCCCAGCAAUUAGUUUAUUCUUGUUCACAAAGGCGGAGCCACGCACUGAGGCUUGUGGUGAUCUCAGAUGGAAUGGAGCCAAUCAAGGUUUCUAAGAUGAUAGAAGAAGGUGGACUCGUGAAUUAAGAUGGGCAGUGCCAAAUCUCAUAUGAAAAGUCUUCAAGAUUCACAAUUUAGCUCCCACCAAGGAAAUGAUGAGAGUCUACCAGAAACUUCUGUGAUGCACUCAAAGUUUCCAGUAUCAGGCAUGUCAAGGUUACAUGGCACUGCUAAUGGAAUCACGAAAAAAAUUGGUUAUUUGACGGCGAAACAAUAUGGAGAUCCAAUAUUUAUUAUUUUUUUUUUUUUGUGGCUGAGCUGUAGAGGUAUCCAGGGGGUUGGCACUCACACUUUGCAAGAUCUGAAAUAUCUAAUAAAGGGAGAAGCACAUCUAGUGGAGGAAACUUAUAAUAAUUCUCAAAAACAGCUUAGGGUGUCAUGUUCUUGCAAAAUCCCAUCUUCUUUUUGGCGACAUAGAUGGUGACAAGCCCCUUUGCCUCUGGGAUUGCCCUUUGCUGUGAUCUAUUGGGUGAUAGAAGGAUAGCUAAGGGGCUGAGCAAGCAACAAAUGGCCUGUCUAAUCCAAAAAAUAUUACUGGCUGCAGAUGCUCUACUUAUUUUAUGAAUGAACUUGCAGGGUUUCUUGAUGAUAUUAGAGAAUUCUUUAAAGGGUUUAUCCUUGUUAAAUUUCAUAGUGGGCCGGGUUUCUUGUUAGAUGUAUAAUUGGAGGACACGAGAGGCUUUGUUAUGUAUAGAAAUGAUUGCUGUUAGGAGUGCUGUUAAAUCAAUUGGAGUAGUCGAUCGAGCUGGUGGCCAUUAAAGGUAGAGACCAUCCACAAUCAAUCAGAAGAAAGGUGAAAAGACUAGAUACAGAAAACGGCAGCUUGCAAGUCCAGUUUUGUAUUAAAAAACAAAAACGUAGAGAUCGAAGUUUGGCAAUGGAAUAUAUUCAGAAUCACCGUGCUGCCCUGUUUACACUAAAAUAAUUGUGAGAACGGAAAUGACUGCUUGGAUUGGAGGGCUUCUUUUCCUCUCGGCGCUAUCUAAUGUGAAACUAAGUCUAAAUCUAUAAUCAUGCUGUCUAUCUAGAAAGAGUUGAGAUUCCAACCGGACAUGAAAAUCAUGAGAUCCACUUGCGGAAAAUAGUCAAGUUGACAAGAUUUCCAAACUCUUUCUUUUCCGAAUCAUUUGUUUUUUUCCAAUUGCUUGUCCUUGUGAAUGCUCCUUUUUUUUUUCUUUUUCUUUUCUAAUCUGUUGAUCAGAUUCUUUUGAAUGCAUUUGUGACAACAAAAGUGGAAUCCAAAAUUUUCUCAUAUAUUUCAUUCA
Molecule: messenger RNA, 2836 nt
Organism: Ricinus communis (castor bean)
Lineage: Eukaryota; Viridiplantae; Streptophyta; Magnoliopsida; Malpighiales; Euphorbiaceae
Product: U-box domain-containing protein 30
Exons: 3
Coding region: 128-1450 (440 amino acids)
Biological process (GO): protein ubiquitination
Molecular function (GO): ubiquitin protein ligase activity
Source: RefSeq, a predicted model, not a curated record